This is a messenger RNA of Vittaforma corneae ATCC 50505, 1470 nucleotides long. RefSeq lists its product as uncharacterized. The coding region runs from base 1 to 1470 and encodes 489 amino acids. The transcript has a single exon. Gene Ontology annotation, molecular function: ubiquitin protein ligase activity; metal ion binding. The record is from RefSeq and is a predicted model, not a curated record. Gene Ontology annotation, cellular component: HULC complex; nucleus. NCBI's taxonomy places the organism in Eukaryota, Fungi, Microsporidia, Nosematidae.
AUGGCAAAGUCAAGUAGAUUGCAUGACAAGAGAUUCAAAAAGAAAUUUAAGGAAUGCAUCCUGCAAUUGGAAACCAUGCUCAGCACCAAUGGAAUCUAUUCCAAACAGAAAAUUCUCCUUUCCAAUCUCCUGGAAGACCUUAGAACACAGCCAAUGCUUGACUCAGAAAACUCGUCAAAUGUUGAAGUAAAAAAUAUGUGGGGACAGAAAGACCUCCAGACUGUCCUGAAGGAAAGAAAUGACAGAAUUUACAAUCUUGAGAAUGAGCUAGAGGAAAUGAGAAGCAUGAACUCCAAGCUUUCCGAAGAGAGAAAAAGAAUCAAAACGUCUGUUUUAAACAGCAAUGGGUCGGAAACCUUGGAAAAGAUUAUUGAAACGAAAAACAAAGAGCUUUUUAAGGUGAGUUCUGAACUUGAAGGAUGCAAAAGCAAAAUAAAAGACCUAGAAAAUCAGCUUCAAAUACAAAAGGAGUCCUGUAAUAUUUUAAAAGACUCCAACAAAAGGCUUUCAGAUAUUACCAAUAAGAGAAGCCCUCCUCUCAUCAAUAGAGAUUUUCUGCUAGAUAUUCAGAAAUCUAUUGAUUCUGAACAAGAGCUAAUAAAGUUCAAGACGUUGAAUGCAGAGCUUGAAAGGGAGCUAUCUGUGUUACAGGAAAAGAAUAAUGUUCUAGAGCAGAGAAUUGAGGCUCUUACACAGCUUAUCUCAGACUAUGAAAGCAAGAUAAGGAUUAGAGGAACCACAGAAAAAUUAGUAAACACAAAUGAUACUGAGAAUGCACUGAUGGAAGAGCUUGAAAACAUAACAACAGCCUAUGAUCAAAUUUUGGCUGCAAACAAGAAGCUCGAAGAAAGCCUGUCAGAAUCACUAAGAAAUGCCUCGGAGCACAGGACCGAAAACAUUAAUCUGAAAUGUAAGAUCAAGGCCUUAGAAGAUAGCAAGCAGUAUGUUGAAAGGGAGAAGAGAAGACUAGGUGAAUGGAAAGAUACUCUUCUAAAUGAAACAAGGAGCCUUGAGGAGAAGAUUACCAACUUUGAUAUUCAGUCCUGUGAAAAGGACAGGAAGAUCAAUGACUAUAAGGUUUUGCUAACAACAUUGCAGUCCAAUAUUAGAAUACUUGAAAAUGAAGUUAAUACCAUCAAUAUUGCUUACAGACAGGCACAGAGUGAACUAUUUGAGAUAAAAAGCGAUAUUAGGGCACUUCAGGUGGAGUACGGUGAUAUUAAAAGGAUAUGCGAGACUUAUAAAGGUUUAUGUACGGCAGACAUUGACAUUAUUGAGGAGGUUGAACGGUACAAGAAGGUUCUACGAUGCUCUUUGUGUGACACAAAUAUCAAGAAUAGUGUUAUUUCCAAGUGUAUGCAUACGUUUUGCGAUUCUUGUCUGAAUAGCAGGCUCAAAGCAAGACAAAGGAAGUGUCCAAGCUGUCAAAUAGAGUUUAAUUCAAAUGAUGUUAAGAAAGUAUAUUUCUAG